GUAGACGUUGAAUAAAAUUUGGAAGUUGAGAGAAGCGAAACCAAGUGAACAAAGAGGGCUUUUAGUUGGGAGAAAUUCUUAUAUUUGUCGGAGUUUCGUGUUUCCGACAUCCACCGGGAAGUUUGCAACGGUCAUAUAUCCCCGUGGAGGGAAAGUGCGGUGGCUCCGGCUUCCAUGGCGGACCCAUCCCUUCGUCCUGCCAGCUUCUGGACCCAGGCCAACGCUCUCCUCAGAAAGAACGUCACCUACCAGAAACGAAAUAUCAAGACAAAUAUCCGGCUCAUCUCUUUCCCUUUCAUCCUCUGUAUAUUGCUUGUUUCCCUUCAAGCAUUUAUCAAUAGUCAAUUGGAUAAACCUUCAAAUAAUUGUGGCUGUGCUUGUGUUGGUACAACGGGGGAUGGACAAUGUGAGAAAGUUUGUGGGUUGGAAUAUUCAGAUUUGGAUCAAGCUGCCACUUGUCCCAUUCGUAACGCUCCUGAAUGGCCUCCUCUAUUACAAGUGCCAGCUCCUGAAUAUCGUGCAGUGAGGACUGAUUUUCUUCCAUUUACAGACUUGCCAAACGAGUCAUGCAGGAGUUCAGGGUCCUGUCCAGCAACUUUCCUUUUCACUGGGAAUAAUCAGUCUCUUGGAGAAAUUUUGGUUAAGAAUAUGGCUGUGACAUCUCUCAAUAUCAACACCUCUGAUGCUGUUGAUAGCCUAGCUACUGGUGUUGCGGGCUCAGAUACAUAUCCCCAAACAAACAAUUUUCUUGAUCCUGCUUUCUUUUCUGGUGUUCCCAUUUAUAAUGUGCAAAGUCAGUGCUCUCCAAACUCUACAGUUUCUGUUUCCUUUCUGGAGUCGUCCAUUCCAGUGCAAGAAGAGGUACGUUGUGUCCAAGGUUUGCAUUUGUGGCGCAAUAGUUCUUCUGAGAUUAACGAUGAGCUAUAUAAAGGUUACCGAAAAGGGAAUCCAGAGAGGAAGAUUAAUGAAAUUGUUGCAGCUUAUGACUUCUUAAACUCAAAUGGGAAUAGUUUUAAUGUGAGCAUAUGGUUCAAUUCAACCUAUAAGAAUGACUCAGGCCAAACAUCCAUUGCAUUGGUGCGGGUUCCACGUUCGGUGAAUUUGGCAUCAAAUGCCUACAUCCAGUUUUUGCGAGGGCCUGGUACAAAAAUAAUAUUUGAGUUUGUUAAAGAAAUGCCCAAACCUGGAACAAAACUCAGGCUGGAUUUGUCCUCUCUUCUGGGUACACUCUUCUUUACAUGGGUCAUUCUACAACUAUUCCCCGUCAUCUUGACAUCAUUGGUAUAUGAGAAACAACAGAAAUUGAGAAUCAUGAUGAAGAUGCAUGGGCUGGGUGAUGGGCCUUAUUGGAUGAUUUCUUAUGCUUAUUUUCUUCUCAUAUCUUUUAUCUACAUGCUAUGUUUUGUGAUAUUUGGCUCAGUCAUUGGUUUAAAAUUCUUCACAAUGAAUGAUUACAGCCUCCAAUUUGUGUUUUAUGUCCUCUAUAUAAACUUGCAAAUUGCACUGGCCUUUCUUGCAGCUGCAAUGUUUUCAAAUAUUAAGACUGCUGCAGUUGUUGGGUACAUUUGUGUCUUUGGAACUGGGCUUUUAGGAGGCUUUCUUUUCCAAUUCUUCAUUCAGGAUACAUCAUUCCCAAGAGGUGGUAUCAUUGCGUUGGAGUUGUAUCCUGGCUUCGCUCUGUAUCGUGGGUUGUAUGAGUUUUCACAAGCUUCCUUCACAGGAGACUUUUUGGGAACUAAUGGGAUGCGGUGGGGAGAUUUGAGUGAUAGCGUGAAUGGGAUGGCAGAGGUCAUGAUUAUCAUGGUUGUUGAGUGGUUUGUUGUGAUUUUCCUUGCCUUUUAUGUAGAUCAAGUUGUAUCAUCAGGAAGUGGAAAAAGUCCUCUAUUUUUCUUGCAAAUCUUCCGAAAGAAGCCUUCAUCUUUUAGGAAGCCUAGUUUGCGAAGGCAGGAUUCUAAAGUCUUUGUUCAGAUGGAGAAACCGGAUGUCAUUCAAGAGACUGAGAAGGUUGAGCAGCUGCUACUAGAACCAAAUUCAAAUCAUGCCAUUGUCGUUGACAACAUAAAAAAAGUGUAUCCAGGAAGGGAUGGAAACCCAGCUAAAUUUGCAGUGAGAGGCUUAUCUCUUGCCUUGCCUCGAGGGGAGUGCUUUGGUAUGCUUGGCCCCAAUGGUGCUGGCAAGACUUCUUUUAUUAGUAUGAUGAUUGGUCUGACAAAGCCAACCUCUGGCUCAGCAUAUGUCAAUGGUCUGGACAUUCGGACUCAGAUGGACGGAAUAUAUACCAGUAUGGGUGUAUGCCCACAGCAUGAUUUGCUAUGGGAAUCUCUUACUGGAAGGGAGCAUCUUCUAUUUUAUGGAAGACUGAAGAACCUCAAAGGUUCUGCCUUAACACAAGCAGUGGAAGAAUCACUAAAAGGUGUCAAUCUUUUUAAUGGGGGGGUUGCUGACAAACAAGCUGGGAAAUAUAGUGGUGGUAUGAAGAGAAGGCUUAGUGUUGCAAUUUCUUUGAUUGGUGAUCCCAAAGUUGUUUAUAUGGAUGAGCCCAGUACUGGGUUAGAUCCAGCUUCAAGAAACAAUUUAUGGAAUGUUGUGAAGCGUGCAAAGCAAGACCGAGCAAUCAUUCUCACCACACAUUCCAUGGAAGAGGCAGAAGUUUUGUGUGAUCGAUUAGGAAUUUUUGUAGAUGGCAGCUUGCAGUGCAUAGGGAAUCCUAAAGAGCUUAAAGCUAGAUAUGGGGGCUCUUAUGUGUUCACAAUGACGACAUCUUCGGAUCAUGAGCAAGAUGUGGAGAGCAUGGUGCGACAUCUCUCCCCAAAUGCUAACAGGAUAUACCACAUAUCCGGAACUCAGAAGUUUGAGCUGCCAAAACAAGAUAUCAGGAUUGCAGAUGUAUUCAAAGCAGUUGAGAAUGCAAAAAGCAGGUUCACAGUUUUUGCCUGGGGUCUAGCUGACACCACACUGGAGGAUGUUUUCAUCAAGGUUGCCCGUGGGGCGCAGGCAUUCAACGUGUUGUCUUGAUUGCGUAUUAUUACCCUUAUUUCUGAGAUUUAUCAUUAAUUAUAGGCUCCUGUAUGCUCGGUUUAGCAUGCAGCUAAUCAUGGUGUUGUUUACUAGUGUUGAAAGUCAAAUACUAUUUCUU
Messenger RNA from Juglans microcarpa x Juglans regia, 3136 nucleotides. Its product is annotated as ABC transporter A family member 7-like. Gene Ontology annotation, molecular function: ATP binding; ABC-type transporter activity; ATP hydrolysis activity. The transcript has 18 exons. Gene Ontology annotation, cellular component: membrane; intracellular membrane-bounded organelle. Lineage: Eukaryota; Viridiplantae; Streptophyta; Magnoliopsida; Fagales; Juglandaceae. The coding region runs from base 175 to 3015 and encodes 946 amino acids. Gene Ontology annotation, biological process: lipid transport; transmembrane transport. The record is from RefSeq and is a predicted model, not a curated record.